CUCGUACAGUAUCUUACAUCAUUGCAGGAAGUGGAAAGUAAAAAGCAUCCCUCUGGAUAAACAAGGACCCACUUUUGGCAUCUCCACCGGCCUUGUGCGUGCCCCCGGGCCGUUAACUGAAAACAACCGGCGCAGGAGAGUUCACCGAGGCCGUGCGUCCCGGGUUCCUCUCGUGCUGCAGGUUUUUUUCUCUCUCUUCUCUUUUUCUAUUAUUCUUCAAUGGGACUCCUGGUGUAACUCCUCUGGCUGAUAAAAGGUCGGCGCUAGGACCCGGGAGGCGCCCAGCGCCUCAGCGGCUCAGCAGCAGCAGCAGUUUGGGAGGUGUAGUGGAAGAAAAGGCAAGAGAGAAACGGAGUAAAUGAGUGCGCUUCUGUCCACAUUGUUGAAGGACUUAUCAACUUCAAACACUUUCGAAACACCUCCCUAGAAUGAGACGGACACGCUGUUGAGCUCCCGGCCAGGUUCCACUUGUUAAAAGGACACCACUGUGGCUGCGAGCGCGUCCUCCUCAGAUUGGGCCAUAAAGCACGAGGAUCCUCUCACUUCCGCCGCCUCCACUCUACGUUGUUGACCUGAGGGUUACCACCAUUGAGAAGGCAGCUUUAAACCCCAGGACCCCGUCUCCAGGCUCCUGCACAGGGCUGAGUGAAGGAAGCAGCAUUGUCUCUCUCCCUGUGGAAAACCUGGAUCCUCCAUCUAGUCCACCAACAUGACCAGUGUGGUGAUCGUCAAGGAGGGAUGGCUGCAUAAAAGAGGAGAAUACAUCAAGACCUGGAGGCCAAGGUAUUUUCUGCUGAAGAGUGAUGGUACAUUUAUCGGUUACAAAGAACGACCACAAGAUGUUGACCAGCUGGAAACCCCCUUAAAUAACUUCUCUGUAGCACAGUGCCAGCUGAUGAAGACGGAACGGCCCAAGCCCAACACAUUUAUCAUCCGCUGCCUGCAGUGGACCACUGUCAUCGAGCGCACCUUCCACGUGGAGACCCCCGAGGAAAGGGAAGAAUGGACCAAAGCCAUCCAGGCAGUAGCUGAAGGCCUUCACAAACAAGAGGAGGAGAUGAUGGACUCCUCUCCAGACCCCAUGGACAUGGAGGUCUACCUGACCAAACCCAGACACAAAGUGACUAUGCACGACUUUGAAUACCUCAAACUCCUGGGAAAAGGCACUUUUGGCAAAGUUAUUCUGGUAAAGGAGAAGGCCACAGGACGCUACUAUGCUAUGAAGAUCCUAAAGAAGGAGGUGAUCGUAGCGAAAGAUGAAGUGGCGCACACACUCACAGAAAACAGAGUCCUCCAGAAUUCAAAGCAUCCGUUCUUGACUGGACUGAAAUACUCUUUCCAAACACACGACCGCCUGUGUUUCGUCAUGGAGUAUGCAAACGGUGGUGAGCUUUUUUUCCAUCUGUCAAGAGACCGGGUGUUCUCAGAAGAGCGAGCUCGGUUCUACGGUGCAGAGAUAGUGUCGGCACUGGACUACCUGCAUGCUGAGAGAAACGUGGUUUAUCGAGAUUUAAAGCUGGAAAACCUUAUGCUGGACAAAGAUGGACACAUAAAGAUCACAGAUUUUGGUCUGUGUAAGGAGGGCAUCAAAGACGGUGCCACCAUGAAAACUUUCUGUGGGACACCAGAGUACCUUGCACCUGAGGUCCUGGAAGACAAUGACUACGGCCGUGCUGUGGACUGGUGGGGUCUCGGGGUGGUGAUGUACGAGAUGAUGUGCGGCAGGCUGCCCUUCUACAACCAGGACCACGAGAAGCUGUUCGAGCUCAUCCUCAUGGAGGACAUCCGCUUCCCCCGGACCCUGGGCCCCGAGGCUCGGUCCCUGCUCUCCGGUCUUCUGAAGAAAGACCCGAUGCAAAGGUUAGGUGGAGGACCUGAUGAUGCAAAGGAAAUCAUGCAGCACAAGUUUUUUGCUGGGAUUAAUUGGCAAGAUGUUUAUGAAAAGAAGCUGGUCCCGCCGUUUAAACCCCAAGUUACCUCAGAGACGGACACACGAUAUUUUGACACGGAGUUCACAGGACAAACCAUCACCAUCACGCCACCCGGACAAGAUGACAGUAUGGAGUUUUUUGACAGCGAGCGACGACCCCACUUCCCCCAGUUCUCCUACUCUGCCAGUGGGACAGCCUAAAACGACUCAAACAUUCCUCCAUUCCCACCCCGACCC
This is a messenger RNA of Austrofundulus limnaeus, 2167 nucleotides long. RefSeq names its product v-akt murine thymoma viral oncogene homolog 1 (gene akt1). Lineage: Eukaryota; Metazoa; Chordata; Actinopteri; Cyprinodontiformes; Rivulidae. Gene Ontology annotation, biological process: protein phosphorylation. The record is from RefSeq and is a predicted model, not a curated record. Gene Ontology annotation, molecular function: ATP binding; protein serine/threonine kinase activity.